Molecule: messenger RNA, 849 nt
Organism: Boeremia exigua
Lineage: Eukaryota; Fungi; Ascomycota; Dothideomycetes; Pleosporales; Didymellaceae
Product: cell division control protein 14
Exons: 3
Coding region: 1-849 (282 amino acids)
Source: RefSeq, a predicted model, not a curated record
AUGGAGGCGCUGCUUUCACUGUCCUUUGACAACAUCGCGUCAAAGGACACAGCCAAGAUUCGCAAAGGGCUGCGCCAGAUCGAGGGCAUGCUCGCGCACAUCUGCCUCGACGGCAGCAAAACAAAGCCGGCCAGAGACGGACAUCGACGGAAUCAAUCGGCGGUUACUGCCAGCGAGCAAGAGGAGCCAAAGAAGCUUGGAGAGCUGUCCGACGACCCUGCGUUUCGAGAGUUCUUCAGACUACAGGAUGGAUUUGAGUGGAAUGUCACCACCCGUGUCGCAGAUUGCCUGGAACGAAUACUCGGCAUGGGCAGCAGUAAGAAUGGCCAGAACGACUUGCUCAUCCUGGCAUCGCUGGCGAAUCUCCAAGGCCUACUUCUCCUGCAUCCACCGUCGCGCAUCCUCUUCGGUCGCGAAGUAUACAUGAACCUCCUCCUCGAUCUUCUCGACCCGUACAACUGCCCAGCUAUUCAAUCACAGUCGAUUCUCGUCCUCGUCACAGCUCUGCUCGCCACACCGCAGAACACCCGCGUAUUCGAACAGAUGGACGGCCUGCUUACCAUCACCAGUCUGCAGAGCGACGAGGAGACAACACAGAACGUCAAGCUCACAGUAUUAGAGUUCUUGUACUUCUAUCUACUGCCAGAGGCACCGCCGCCGUCGAGGAAGCUUGCCGGCGCAUUUGAGAGAGAGAGACGAGGGAGUACGGACAGCUCGAAAAGUAUUGCAAACAAGAACACACGGUCGCAAGAAGAGAAGCAGCGCAUGCUGGGCAAAUACAUCGCCAACGUCGACUGCUUGUUCGAGGAUUUGCAAGACUCAGACCCCUUCGCCAGUGUAAGGGUAUGA